AGAUCACACGUGCUGAUAGCUCACGCCGCUCGCUACGAAACUUUCGCGCGUAAAAGUUACGAAGUAUUAUAACGGAGUGAAUUAUUUUUGAAUCGUGUAAAUAAGUGUUUACUACAUUGUACUAUAUGUGUUAAUGUGUUUUUUAAGACGGUACGCCGGAGUGUGGCGAAAUUCACCGCGUACCAUGCCCUCAUAACCUAACCCAACAAUGUGAUCUCCAUGGUUUCACUACACCAUGGCAACGACACGUUCACAGACCUAUCGAACUAUACCGAGUAUGCAGAAAUACCCUAUUACAUAAAGGUCACCUCCAUGACCUUCUGCAUAGUGAUCAUGUGUCUGGGGGUCAUAGGGAAUGUCAUGGUGCCCAUAGUGAUACUGAAGACGAAGGAUAUGAGGAACUCGACGAAUAUCUUUCUGGUGAACCUGAGUAUUGCUGACCUGAUGGUGCUGCUGGUGUGCACGCCUACAGUGCUGGUGGAGGUGAACUCGCGAGCCGAGUCCUGGGUGCUGGGGCGCGAGCUGUGCCUAGCCGUCCCCUUCGUGGAGUUGACGGUAGCUCACGCCUCCGUGCUGACCAUCCUGGCCAUCAGCUUCGAGCGCUAUUACGCCAUCUGUGAGCCGCUCCGGGCAGGCUACGUGUGUACCAAGACUAGGGCCACGCUGAUCUGCGCUCUUGCUUGGUUCUUCGCGGCUCUGUUUACUAGUCCAAUCCUGGGCAUCGCGGAGCACACUGAGGACUGGAGCGCGGAGGGUGCGCACGCGCGCUGCGCCACGCCGGCGCGCACUCCCUGGCAGAUCAGCUUCUUCCUCAUGGUCAUACUCUUCCUCUACUUCCUCCCCCUCGUCAUCCUCGUCGUCCUUUACAGCGUCAUCGCCAAGAACCUCAUCACCGCCGCCUCCAAGGUCGUCAUGAACAAAACCGUCGACCCCUACAACGCCAGAGCCAGGAAACAAGUCAUCCUCAUGCUAGGCACUGUCGUCUUAUGCUUCUUCUUAUGCCUCAUGCCCUAUAGAAUCCUUAUCUUAUGGAUUAUAGUCACCCCCUCAGAAUGGACGGAAAGCAUGAACCCAGAAACCUGCCCCAUCCUCGGCGUGGCGACCUUCACCUACGAGGUUUACGAGGACGGCUCCGAGAACCCCGUGUGCCUCACGCAGGCCGACACCUUCUGGUCCGCUCUCUUCUUCAUCCUCACCAUCGCCGUCUUCUUUAUCGUCCCUCUCGGCGUGCUGCUAGUCCUUUACAGCGUCAUCGCCAAAAACCUCAUGGAGAACCCCGUCAUCAUCGCUCAGAACUCCAAAAACAACAACAACACCAACAACGUCCUCAGAUACAGGAAACAAGUCAUCCUCAUGCUUGGGACUGUCGUCCUAUCCUUCUUCCUUUGCUUACUCCCUUUCAAAGCUCUCACAUUGUGGAUCAUUGUAUUCCCACCCGAGACAAUAAUGUCGUUAGGUAUAGAUGGGUAUUAUAUACUUUUAUAUUUUUGUAGAAUAAUGCUGUAUUUAAAUUCCGCGAUAAACCCGAUAUUGUACAAUUUAAUGUCAUCGAAGUUUAGAGAGGGGUUCGUCAAACUGUUGAGGAUAAACAAGUUGAUGAAUUGUGGGAGGAGCUUGAGAGAGAAUAUGCAAAGGAGAGAUACAUUUAACACGACUACUUCAACUGGAUUCUCAAGCAGCCAACACAAUUCUGAUUCUUUCUGGAGGCGAUAUAGCAAUAGAACAAGCUCGCAAAAGAAUGUCAUUAAAGACAAAAAGAAAAAAGAACCAGAGCCUAAUGUCCAGCAGUUGAAAGUAGGGGAGAUUAUCAAUGUUGUAAACACAAGGCGUAAUAGCAUGCAAUUCAUAUCAGCCAUGAACGAACUUAAUGAUAAUAAAAUAGAAGUAGAAGUACAUGAACAUAACUGCCAAGACGAAGAUACUGCCACUGAGAACAAUAAACAGAUACAAAUAUUGAACCUAGAUGUUAAGACAAAUAACGUGUAUUCUAUAACUUUAGAUGUAACAGAAAAAAGCGAAGGAAAGAAUAGGUUUGUCUGCGUGCCGGUCCAAGAUAGGGAGAACAAGAAUAUAUUUGUAUACGACUUUAAAAGUAAAGAAAGUUUUGUGUAAGGAUGGAAUUAGUUUUGUAUAGUUGAGAUCACAACUUUUAGUAAGAAAUGUGUUUUUAUAAUAUUAUGUAUUUGAUAAUUUAAUUUUAGGAGAAAUAUUACAAAGAGAUUUAGAAAUAAAUGUUAACUUUGAUCGGGAAAAGGUUUGUCAAAAGAGUUUCACCAACAGAAUUCUGGGAAGUAGAAUAAAACUACUACUAAUAUAGGUAUUUAGGCGUAUGAAAUGAAACAAGUUGUUAGCUAGUGGUAUAUUCUUUUGUAUAUUUUAUUAUGGUAU
Molecule: messenger RNA, 2388 nt
Organism: Leguminivora glycinivorella
Lineage: Eukaryota; Metazoa; Arthropoda; Insecta; Lepidoptera; Tortricidae
Gene: Ethr
Product: thyrotropin-releasing hormone receptor-like
Exons: 5
Coding region: 220-2112 (630 amino acids)
Biological process (GO): G protein-coupled receptor signaling pathway
Cellular component (GO): plasma membrane
Molecular function (GO): thyrotropin-releasing hormone receptor activity
Source: RefSeq, a predicted model, not a curated record